Messenger RNA from Podarcis lilfordi (Lilford's wall lizard), 21130 nucleotides. NCBI's taxonomy places the organism in Eukaryota, Metazoa, Chordata, Lepidosauria, Squamata, Lacertidae. The record is from the annotation of a GenBank genome assembly.
GACAAAGAAGAAUUUCCGGUUUAGCUUCUGCUUUACACAGAAAAGACAGCCAAUUCCUGCUGGUGGGGAUUAAAUUCAGUGCAUUGAGUUGAGGGUCAAUAGGUUUUGCCACAAUGUGCUCCAUUCAAGCUCUGAGGUAGGAAGAGAAAUGGCUAAACACCAGGAAGAAGGAUUCUGUUAAGCUAUGAUGAAGAGAAACUAAAAAAAGUAAGUGGUCUUGCUUCUGUUUCCAAUUAAUACUUGCAUUUUUAAAAAAUCAAAGCUGCCUGCCUUACCUUGAUGGCUGUAAAGUUAUUACAUACAGGGUUUGGGGGGGUAUAUAUAUAUAUUUAAAAAAGAAUUAUAUAUUACAAACUAUUUUUGAAAAACAAAAUACAUCAAGGCUUAGGCAGAUGUGUGACUCCCCAGCCUUCUAAACUGUCAUCAUCUGGUAUGCUUAAGAGCUGCCUAUGGUUGUUGUUGUUGCUGUUGUUGUUUUUGAAAAACUGGAUUUCUGCAGCAGCUCGUUUCUAAUUCCCCAGAGAUCUCUGAUCUGUUUUAUACAACAGUAACUGUAACUGUUUCAACUUUGUAAUAGUUUCCUGCCUUUUAAGACUGAAGGUGAUUUUGUGGUGAAGCCAACUGAAGGAAAUGUAACCCCAGGUUUUGUUUUUUUAAGGGUCCAUAAGUAGGAGGAUCCAGGAAAUUAUAACCCAGUUAGUUGCUAUGAAUAAACUCUAAAAAUGGAAAGUCUUUUUAGAGUUAAAAUUACCAAGCACAGAAACACAAUUCUUCCCGAAGAAACGUCAUCAUGGCUUCUGCAAAAGUAACCCCUCCUGUCACACCAAACUUUUAGCAUUCUGAGAGUGUCAAUGAACAUUUGGAACAGGAAUGGAAGAUACUGGCAUCUCAGGAAAGACUCCUGAGUAAACUUAGUUGCCAUGGCAUAAGAGUAGGGGGUCCUUUUAUGGAUGUGUAACUGGUUACAGGAAGUAGGAAGUAGAAAGUAGAAAUAAAUUGUUGGUUUUCAGAAUGGUGGUAUGUAAGAAGUGGGGCUCCAAAAGAUCAGUGGGGCCAGUGCUUCCUAUCUUGUUCAUAAAUCUAGAGUUAGACCUGAACAGUGAGGUGGCCAGCUUUGCUGACAACAUCAAGUUAUUUCUAUGGAAUUUGGAGAAUGAGGGCAGUUCACAGUCAAGCGAAAUCUGCUUGAACCAAAAUGAAUGAGUGUGCAUACUAUCAAAAAUGAUGCCUCUGCCAUACCACCUUCAGCACUCUCUUAGAAAUUAAUGUCUUCUUCCAGCCUGUACAUCUUCUCCAGGCCUAGGAGGAGAAUUAUAUUAGAAAACAAUUUUCUGCUUUGUUUAAUAGUGGCAUGUUUAAUGGGGGCACAUUCAUUUCUGAUCUUUCACAGCGCCUCAUAGAGUAGUGUGCAAUCAAUAUUUCAUUGGAAAGGACAUUUUCAUGCACUUGUUACCCACCGUCAGAUGUAAACGCUCUUACAUUUCGGUACUAUCCAGAGAUAGAAUCACUGAAGCAAAAGCUUCUGUUUGAGCUUCAGCAGCUAAAGCUACAGCCUAUUCAAGCAAGUGGGUUUGGGCUAGCCAGAGCUUGAGGUCCUCUGAAUGUUGCUGUUCCCCUCCUGCAUUGGCAACCUGCACCUGCAACUACCAUUGUCCAUGAUCAUUAACUAUGCAGGCUUGGGCUGAUGGAAUGGAAGUCCAAAAGCACCUGGUGGGCUUCAUAAUCCCUGCCCUAGAAUGCCCUACUGUUAUUGCUCUUCCAUUAUAGUGGCACUGUUUCCAGAGACCUCUCUGGAGGUCAGAGCAGGAGCUGCAGAGACUGGCUUCCUCUCCAUUCUUGUUCUCAUCUCAACCACCCAAAGUCUACAGCAAGGUGCUCUUGGGACAUGUUAAGGAAUUUCCAGCAAGCGGGUGCAGCAGAGCUGAUGGCUGCUGCUGCUGCCUUGCCACUGGAUGAAAGGCAGCAGCAAAGGGACAAAAAUUGCCCUUAAGGCAGCACGGGGACACCAGAGUAUAAUAUGGAGAGCAGAAGAUUAGAUAAUAGAUUCAAAAAGUGAGAACUGCCACAAAACAUUUCAGUGAGGAGUGGUCCAGUUCGGGGUUCUAACCAGACAGUAGCAGUUGCACAGGUGUGGCUGUGUUGCCCAACUCAUUUUGCAAUUCUGCAAGUCCUUGUCAGUUACUGGGAGGGCAUGGGGUAAGGCAGGGCAAGGCAGGGAGCUCAGCUCAGCAUGGUGCAGGCGCAGUGUGGGGAGCACUGGAUUGAUUCCGCUGCUGCACUGCACCAUGCCAAGCUCCCUGCUGCAUUUCCCCUUCCCUCUCAGUAACUGGCAGUGAUGUGCGGUACUGAGAAGUCAGUAAAGCGAUGCAGCCUGCACAGCCCCGCCAGCUACAACUGCAAUUAACUGGUAAAGCCCUUUCCAAGGAUGUUCCUUUCUGCCCACUUCUGCAACAGUCAGUCAGCAAUCUGUGGCUAUUUUGAACAUGUCCAGUACCCAUUGGGUGUUUUGGGGUCUGCCCACCUCUUGCUUUAGGGUUUUCAUUUUUAUACUUCCUUAAGGUUUCUCUGAGCCUACUGAUACCUCCCUCUGCUGCCAUUUAGGUUGCAUAGGAAUCCACCCUUCUCUGAGUUUGCUAUUAUUGUAUAGGAUAUUAUUAGUAUUAUAUUGCUAUUAUUAUAUAGGCUGUAUUAUUUAGGAGUAUAGCUUGCCUUAUCUUGGGGAAUCACAACACAUAUAAAAAUGUGCAUUCUUUGUGCAUUUUUGUCCUUGUUGCUAUGUUCUCUUGUUAAAUAUUGCAACACUAAAAGUUGCUUAUUUUGGUUCUUCACAGUGUACAAUAUCCUUUGAGAGUUUCCCCUAUUCCCCAGGGAUGGAGAGGUACAAAUAUGUGUUGGGAGUUGUACCCUUACAGAUCAUUAUUUCCAACUACCUCCACCAGAGCAAAACACACAGGACAGUUUCAAAGAUGUGCUUUGUUACGUAUGUCAGAGUGGGAAACAAGUCACAUUUUCUUAUGGUGGAAGUGGUGAACUGCACUGCCCCACAGGCCCAGGUAUUUUUUUUCAAGUGGGGGGAACAGGACCCAGGGACCACCUACCACUUCUUUCUGUGGUGGAGUGGCAGUAAAGGUAUCGGCUGUAGUGGUGAGAAUAAUGAUGCAAACAGAGCUGCAUCCAAGCAUUUUACUGGGAAACUUGGGGGACAGACUUAGAUCUUAUAUGCAUAUGUAUUAUAUUAUAUUAUGUUGGCUUGGAUGGUGAAACUGUAGCUAAGAACUAGGAAUCAAGACAUUGACUAUCCUGGAGUGUGCCUGGAAUGCAGGAAGACUGGAUUGGGUUUGGGGAAAUAAAAUUCAGCCCACAACCGAAGUGACUGGAAAGAUGGGCAAGAGACAGGUGUGCACCUCAGGAAGGCAUUAGGGAGUGGGGUCAGGUCUCUGCAGCUGGUGGUUCCAGAGGCAGCCCCACAGCCUGUGGAAGUGAUUUAAAAGCCUGUGAGUUAUGGUGUGGAUGUGCCUCCACUAGUAUGAAAGGAGUAGGUUUAAGCACUUGAUCCCUACUUAUUUUAGUGGAUGAUGCUUUGGAAACAAACCCAGCUGCCUGAAUGCAUUGUAGUCUGUAGAUCAGUCGAGCUAAGUCUGUGUAUCCAGACUCUGGCAAAAGGAACCCCUCUGCUGAUAUUAGGUCAAACCUGGGUCAGCGCAGCUCUUCUCUGAACCCCUCCCCCCAUCCUGGCCAAAAGUGGAAGCCAAGGCAGUCUGUGGCUGCCCGGCUUAAAGGAAUCACAUGUAAUGCGUAGUCUCUUGUGAUUUGGCUUCUUGCCCUUCUGUUUUUUAACCUUCUGGAUGCCUAAUACAUUUCAAGGGGAGGAAGCACCAUCUUGUUCUAUGCCUCAGGCAACAAAAUGUCUUGGGCUGGCCCUGUCAAGGAUAGUUCCUGUGUACUUAGUAAUGUUAUGCUAGCGAGAAGCCUGGAAGCAUCAGCUUUUCACAAUCAUGAGUGAAGCUGAACAAUCUGUUUCAUGCAGUUAUGAAUACGUAGGAGCAUUCUGGAGGCCCUAUUGCAGGCGCAGCUAACCUGUGGCCCUCCAAGUUGGACUCCAGCUCCCAUCAGCCCUAGCCAGCAUAGCCAAUGGAUAAUGGAAGUUGUAGUCCAGCAACGUUUGGAGGGCUACAGGGUCUCCAACCCUAGCACAGAGCAUCUAUCAAGAAAAAGGUGUCAACCUUAGACACAGGGCAGGCCCCAAUGGAUGGUGUUGUGCAAUGCUCACCAUCUGUGUUUACAAUUUUUUUAAAUCUUCAGCUGCUGAAAAGAAAGUUGAAGAGGCAAUCUCCAGUAAGGGAUGUUGUUUUAAGAACCAUUCUUGCAUUGAUUGGAAAGCAUGGCUUGCUAUUUCCAGCUGCGUUUCUUGCUCGCUUAGAGAAAUGUUAACUCUCAGUAUGAGUGGGUGUGGGACAGGAGCCAAGAUAAAUAAGCAAAUACAUUGACGCAUCUGCCGCCCUGAUUUGACGUGCGCUUGUGAGUGUGUUCCCAGGGCGGAGUUUGGGUUUCACACCUUGUUCUGAUUACAGAAUAGGUAACAGGCAAUAUGCAGGCAGGUAGAAAGGAAGGAAAAAGUCUGUGUAUCUUACUUGUUCCUUGUGUAUUAUUAGCUAGGACUUGGCUAAGUAAUGUGAAAAUGAUGAAAAAAUCCUUAUUUAAAAAGUCCCCUUCUCAAAUUUGGAAAUAUUCCCACUUCCAAGUUAUAUCAGUUCAAAGAAAUACAUACAUUGUGUUGGGGUGUGCCAUUUUGAGGUGGAUCAGGAAAGGGGGAAAAUGAGUCUUCCACAAAAGUUAAUCUGCUUAUUCCUCCCUUAUUGGACCUUAGGAUGCCCCCCUCCAUUCUGCACAUGCUCAGAGGAGAUUUCUAUUAUUACUUCACACUUUAGAAAGCUAGAUGUAGCUACAAAAGGAUUGUUUGUGGUACUUGUUUAUUUUUCUUUUCUUAAGGAGGUGGUAUUAAAAAUGCCUUCUGAUUUCUGGUUCAAAUUAGGCCCUUAUUAUGAACUGUAACCUGCAUAGGUGAGGUUGGAAGAUCAUAAACUUUUUAAGGAAAUAACGAUUCCAUUUGUUUUUCCAGCUUGCCUUCCUGAGCCAGAACAAUGUCUAACACCAGCACUACACCCAGCAGCCCCAGUAACCUCACGGCAACCACUGCUGUGACCACUGCUCAGCCAAGUAUCAUUGAAGAAUUUCUCAACAAAAUUCCAUGUGAGUGCAUGAAAGGGUGGAUGGGGUGGACUCAAAUGUGAUGUUUAAAGGAUUGCUGGAAGACCUUGUCAUGGGCCUCAUUUUGAUUUUCUAAGUUGAAGCCGUUGUUUCUUCCUGUUUUAGCUUCCAAAAUAUGUGUAUGUGUUUUAACUGAAAUUCACUUGACUUUUCCCAGAACUUCUGCAUGUUGUACAGUUCAUUAAGGAAAUUCAGUGCAGCCCAUAAGGACAGUAAUUUCAUUGGCUAAUUCAAACCAACUCAACAUAUGCAAACCCACCCCAUUCCUCUCUACAUUGACUUGCUAUAUAUGCUCUUGAGGCACUUAACAAUGGAGUACCAUUUUGUGUAGGUCUGCACACAUUGGAGAAUACAAGAAGAGCAAAAUCUUCUCCACAAGCUCAAUUGAAAUUGUUCUUGAGCAACUUCUGCUCACUUCAAUGGCUGUUGUGCCAUUGAAUAAUCAUGGAACAUUUUGCCUCAGGACAACUUCUUGACAACUUGAACCCUUCAGAUGGUCAGAUUCCUGCCUCGUCUUCACUCUUUUCACUUCUCUUCCCUCAUGCCUUCUCCCCAUUUCCCUGAAAAUAUGUGAGGCACCAAAUAAGAAUAACAAAGAGAAUUGUGAUGCUAUCAUCUAAAAAGAAAAAAGAAAAGGAAGAUGUUUGGCAAGAAGAGACACACUUACCUUUUGCCCUGCUCUUUCCAGGCACAGGUGCACACUUUAAAGCUCUUUUUUUGUCCCUGCAAAAACCCACUCUCUAAAGCUGAAGUGCAACAAAUGGCAAUUUGGAUUUUCCGUGGAUUGCCAUUUGCUCCAAUUCAGCUUCAGAGAGUGGUUUUUCACAGGAAAAGCUACAGAGCGGGGGGAAAUCCCCAAUGCUUGGACACAGAGCUUUAAAGUGUGGACCUUGCCUGGAAAGAGCAGAGGAAAGAUAAGUGUGAAUAAGCCCACAGUCAAGUUGAGCAUACAAAUCACUGAUAGUCAUUUAUAAGCUAUGGCCACCACUGUGUUCCCAUUGGUUGGUUUCUUUCCAUUUCCUUUUCAGUCUAUUCUAAAUUGACUUUGACAACACAAAGUGAGAGAAGAAAUUAUUUGGCUGCUUUCGUGAGGGAGACUGCAUUACACAUUUUGCACAAAUGAAUUUCCUCUACUUCUCCCAGAACAGUUUCCUCUAAGGGGAACUAGCAUGGGGAGUAACUAUGCCAUCUGGUGGUAAUCAUUACAAGAAUUAAAAACAAAAGGGAUUAGCUCAGGAACUGUUUUUCCCCCCUUGAAGAAGAGCAGAAAUUAAAAGGAUAUACAAAAGCACCAUAUUUUUUUCCCCCUAUUUUCCUGGUGGCUAUAUGGAUAGGACUGUAAAGGCUUGGAUUUCAACAUUCCUGUGUGAUCAAAUAAUAAUUUGCCAUUUUAUAUUGAUUAUUCUGAUAAAUUGUGUUAACUGAGUUGUUUGCUGCUUGCUGCUUUUUGCAGGACCUAAAAGCAGAAGGAUAUAAGCCAGUAGGUGAAAUGAAAAAAAUGAAAUAAUUUGCCUGCUGUUAGGAGGUGAUACUAGAAUUCCCAAAGACAUUGACUGCAUUUGGAUGAGCAUAUCUUGGCUUAAUAAACCAAGGUAUGAAAAAGCCUGUUGUUUGUGCACAAUUAAACCAGGAAGUCUCUUAAUCAUACUUUCCCAUUUUGUCCUGAUUUGGAAACCAUGGUUAUCAGUUUUGGAACAAGCUAACAUAUUAAGUCAACUUCAAAUCAUGUUUCAACAUCCUGGCUUGUUCUGAACGAGGAAGCUAUGGUUUCCAGCUCCAGAUGAAACAGUAAAGGUAAAGGUAAAGGUACCCCUGACCAUUAGGUCCAGUCGUGGAUGACUGGUUGUGGCGCUCAUCUCGCUUUACUGGCCGAGGGAGCCAGCGUUUGUCCAUAGACAGCUUCCAGGUCGGGGAUUUGAACCACUGACCUUCUGAUCGGCAAGCCCUAGGCUCUGUGGUUUAGACCACAGCGCCACCUGCAUCCCAGAUGAAACAGUAAACUAUGGUUAAUUUAAUACUUCCUGGCUUGUUUGCUCAUCAUGUGAAGGAAGGGGCAAAGAGGCUGCUUGCUAAUCUAAGAUGUGAAUGCAAAAAUUGCUUUUGGGCAAGGAUGCUUUAUUAAUGUGCACUACACAGAAAGUAAGAAUGAGCACCUUUCUUUCUUUCUUUCUUUCUUUCUUUCUUUCUUUCUUUCUUUCUUUCUUUCUUUCUUUCUUUCUCCUAAUGCUGGAACAGUACCCAGAUGGGCUCUCAUAGCUAUUGCUGUCGCAGUGGGCCUGGUCCUCCUCCUCUUACUCAUCUGCAUCAUCAAGUGCUGUUGUUGUAGGAAGAAACGCAAGAAGAAAGAGAAAAUUGCCUUUCCCAGCACCAAUGGCUCACCCACCCAAGCCACUCUGGUAGGUCUUAUUGCUGCCCAAUUGUGCCCUGGUGGGGUAUGCUAUGCACAAAGCAGAGGCAAAUUGGUGUGGGGCAAAUUAAGAACUCUUAAGAGAUCUUCUCAGAGCGUGAUAUUUGGGGAAAGCCAACUUGAAAGAGCAGUCUACUUGUUUGGUUUGUUUGCGUUUGAUAUUGCUAUUGGCACUAUAGUUUUCACUACUUGGUUCCAAAAUGGCUGUUCCUUAAUGCUCACUCACAGCAACUAUAUUUUUUAUUGUUGUUAAUGUACCAGCUAUAGAUUUUAAACUGAUAUUUUGCCUCCAAGUGAAUAUAGAGAAGUACAAUAUGCUUAGCAAACUGACUCUUCUGUCUAAAAGUUGUCCAUAAAGAGAGGGUGCUGCUGUCUUGACAAUAGAUUCAACCUGAUAUCGAUGACCUGGAGGGUGGACUGCAGAAUGAGAAACGAGGACAGCUGCAAUAUUCUCUGGAGUAUGACUUCCGUAGCCAGGAGGUAUGAUUCUCAAAUCCCAGGGUAAAUAUUUGUGACCCUCUUUUAUUAUAAAGCUAUAUUAUCACAACCUCUUCCUUUCCCCCUCCUUCCAGCAUUCAAAAUCUUUCAUUUUCACAUAACCAGGUUUAUAUCCACCCCCACCCAUUCCAAAACAGAGCAAUCCUAAAAUGGUGGUGGGGAGAUUUCAUGCCAGAGUAAACACCCUAAUGGCACUGCUCCUCAGCUGCCUUUCCUGGGAGCUUACAAUUGCUCCCUUAAUGAUCAGUCCCAACCAUUGUCAGUAUAGCUGGCUUUUCCUUCAUUCUCACCCAGCCCAUAUGUCCGAAGCUGGAGUCAGGAGGUCAGCAAUAAAACAAUAAGCACUCGAUGUCAGUGAAGUUAACUCUCUAUUCAAAGAAACAAAACAACUCAGUCCUAGUGGUCACAGCAACCCUUCCCGGUAGGUCUUUCCCCAAUAAAGCAGUUGUAAGGAUUGAAGGUCCCCACCUGCCCACCGUGCUCUAAGUCUUUUCCUCCCCUGGUUCCUUCCGCAGCAGCCUAAGGCUCCAUCAUCUUGUCUCUUUUUGUUCCACCCUCUUCAUACCUCUUCAGGUUCUGGGAAUCCAGAAGGGAGGGGAGCUGGUCACAGCAGGAGGGGGAGACUCCAUGUCUUCUUUAGCAGCCUGCCUCAUCUCUGCCUCUUGGCCGCUUCUACUUCUGCCUCUGAUUCUGGGCUGCCAUCUGCCACAGCCUCUUCCUGCUCUCUAAACUCUGUUGUCUCUUCAGCUUCUGACACCUCUUCAUCCUCCCAGUCUGCUCCCUCUUCUCCCUCUGACCAUGCAUCGCCAUCCCACCACCAAUCUCCAGACUCUGAGCCUUCUUCCCCAUAGGGUUCCCUUGGGGGUUCACCAGCUGGUGCCUCCCCCCACUGCUCUGCAUCGAGCCAGUCCAUGACACCGUAGCUUACAUCAGUUAUGUCAUCCUAAUAGCAAUUUUUUCAUCUGAUUCCUUCCUAUCCUCUGCUACUCCGAACAGUUUUUUCUAACUUUCCUGCUUUUCCAUACCAUAUGUAGCCUUGGUUUCCCCAUUCCAGCUGUAGCCUAUUUCUGCAGUGUCUAAGGGUAUGUAAGCCAUUCUACGAUGUUAAAUGCUUUGGUGUUGAUUCUCUUUAAGAUGAAGGUUGGAGUGAAGCAGGCGGCAGAUCUUAAGGCUAUGGACAGCGGGGGCACUUCUGAUCCCUAUGUGAUUGCCUACUUGACAUCUGAUAUGAGGAAGAAGUAUGAGACAAAGGUUUACCGUAAGACACUGAACCCUGUUUUCAAUGAGAGCUUCAUUUUUAAGGUAGGAGGUAGUCACCUCUAUCAAUCAGUUCAUUGCUCCAUUUUAGCAUUGCAGUAUGUAGAUUUGUUUAUAUUAUGCAGAAAAUCAGUUAAAAGACCUUGGGUAAAAAGAAAAGAAAAAAUCAACAUUACCAAUCUGGUGUAGUUUAAUUGACUUGAGUGAUAUUACACCACCUUAAACGGCCAGCAAAUUGUCUCGUUGAGACUAAUAUCUCAAGCUCACGUGAUAGCAAGCACAGUGUCUUCCACCUGGCAAUAGGCAGGGCAGGGCAGGGUCGCAUUGCUUACUUGGCUUCCCAACACUGGGGUCAUGGCCAGUUCCUGAGAGGGUCAGGGGUGAAGUGGGAGGCAGGCUGGUGCCACGUUGGCACAGUGGCAAGAGCUGAGUACCAGUUGGUGUGGACAAAUGGCAGUAGAUAGUUAUUUCCAUCAUACUCUGCUUAUAAUCUUCCUUGGGUUAUUUUUCUGUCCAUUGUUGGAGACAGUGCUAUACACUGUGGACUUUCAGCCCAGUCUGUUAUGCUGAAGUAUGACAUUCCUGUAUCAAACACAAUAAUUCUUGCAUUAAACCCAUAAAAUAACUGUGGGGAACCUUUGGUCCUCAAAAUGUUGCUGAACUACAACUCCCCUCAGCAAGCAUGGCCAGAGGCUAGGGAUUCAGUAGCAUCUGUAUGGCCACACCCACCAUACAACUUUAGGCAGGCCUGCAAUUUGGGCCUACUGGAAAAAGCUGGAAAUCAGUUUGCUUUCUCCCUCUUUCCUCCUUGCCAGAUACCCCAGGCAGAUAUAGCGGAAUCCACACUGGUGAUGCAGGUGUAUGAUUUCAACCGCUUCUCCAAGCACGACAUCAUUGGUGAGAUGCGGAUCCCUCUUGGUGAUGUUGAUUUGCAGCACGUCAUUGAGCAAUGGCAGGAGCUCACUGAAGCCAGCAAGAUGGAGGUUGGUAUUAUCAAGCAGUGUGGCAAAUCCUCUGGGCAUUGCAAGUGUCUCCCAGAGUGGGUUACAAAAAAUAAUAAAAAAAACAAAUGUGAAUACAAAAAAGUAAAAUAAGCUAAACGUCACUGUGGUAAAAGCAGCACAAAAUGGUGAGCGGUGUUAAAGUUGCAUCUAAAAAACUUCUGCAAAAUAAUUUUAAGGAGUCUUUGCCAGGCACUGAAACGACAAUAAAGCAAACAGCAGGUGAGUCUUUCUGGGGAGAGUGUUCCACAGGUAGGAUGCUACCACUGAGAAGGCCCUUUCAGGUCCUCGGAUGAUAAGCAGCCACAGGAAGCCUUCUACUGAAGAUCUGUAUGUAUGAUUAGGUUCACGAGGAGAUAGCACCCUUAUCCUAUGCCAUGAAGUGCUUUAAAGGUCAAAAGCAGCAUUUUAAAUUGGGAAACAGGCUGGGAGCCUAUGUAGUUGGUUUAGCAUAGCAUAGCUGCAAUCCCACUUAUUCUGCACUAAUUGCUGUUUUCAAAGGCGGCAGCACAUACAGUUGUCUAACUUGGUGGUUACCUGAGCAUGGAUAACUGAGCAGAUAUGCUCAGACUGUGAUUCUGAACAUGGUAUGGACAACACAACAGUGCUUUUUGAUGUUGGGACUUAGUCCUAUGCUGUGCAGCAACACCUGCCUUUGCCAAGGAUGCCAACUUAGCUAGUUUGGCACAGGUUUUCACUUCUGCUGUGCCAGCUGAAGCAACAAUGUAGGGCCAGGCUGCACAAUGUUCAGAGGGGAGUUAUUGCUCAUUCCCCCAUGCCCUUGCAAAACCUGCUGGGGCAAGCCUACAGAUCAAUGUACAGGAUAAAGAAACUUCUUCCAUCAAAAUAUCACAUCACAAAAAGGGUAUGUUGUUAGCUUGAAAUUCUGUGAAAAGAAAAUGCCAAAUGGAUCCAUUUAGUCACAAUAUCAACUGAUUUGACCAAUGACGUCCAAUCCAGUGGUGUAGCGUGGGGGGUGCAGGGGGGGCCGGCCACACCGGCCGCAACAUGGGGGGGGGGGCGCGCUCGCACUUGCAAUCUAGUGGAAGAGACUCGAGGGCUAAAAUCCACGGGUUAGGGGGCACAAAUUACUUGCCUUGCCCCGGGUGCUGACAACCAAUGCUACGCCACUGGUUCAAUCAAAAAAUGCUCUAAUUAUACACGCUUCAUUAUAUAAGUUGAUUACAUAAGGAGUUUGUCAUACUGGAAGUUAUAUAAUUUCUGCCACUUGCAGGGUGGCGUAUGUUGCAAAUUGUGCUAAUUUUUUUGUAGGUUGGAAUGCAAAUCCUUUGCAGUCUGAGAACAGUGUGCCAAAACAUCAAUUCUAAUUUUGGUUCUGAUAAAACCAAAGUCUUUUUUCCAUUCUGUUUUGUAGAGGUUUUCAAAAACAAAGUAUGACAUAGCGUGUUUGCUGCAUAUUCAACUUUUGUGAGGCAGCAAAACAGGAUGGAAAGCUGAGCCAGGGGUGUAGGAGAGGCUAUGGUCAGAAACAAAGCAGCAAAGGCUUUAACUGAAACAAAAUAAAAAAAUUCCUUCCAGUAGUACCUUAGAGACCAACUAAGUUUGUCUAAGGUGCUACUGGAAGGAUUUUUUUUUAUUUUUUUUUUACUACGGCAGACCAACACGGCUACCUACCUGUAAAUAGGCUGUUAAACACUUUCUAAAAUACCUUGUCUGAGAAUACUAUCAAAAAGGGGUGUGGUCAGCAUGCAAUUUCCAAAAAGAUAAGUUCCAAGACUGAAAUUGUAUGGAAACCCCUAUAUAAGGAAGCCUUGUCCAUCAGUUUUAAGUAUAUGAGGACAAGCAGAAGUUGCUCAGUGACUGUACAUACUUGUAUGUAUUUUUCUGUAUUAUAUAAUAUUUCAAAUCUGUUUCUUUAAAUACAAGGCUUUGCCAAGCAUGGAAGGGGAUGUAAUGAAUGGAUGUUGUUAAAAGGAAUGUCUGCAUGGCUGCAGGAUUGCCAACAGCAGCAAGAGAUUUCUUUUACUUAUGCCGCUGGGAUAAAGCCAAGCUCUAACUUUAUAUCCGACUACUUAUUGUCAUAAGGGUUUGGGAACAGGCACACACUAUGUAGUUAUUAUUUAAAUUAAGAUAUUUUUUACAAAACUUGUUUCUGCUUUCAUUCUCUUAUAGAACUAACUAAUCAAGAAGUGCCCAGAUUGACAACUGGAUCACUUCUAGCUCAGACAAGUAGCUAGAGAGCCAUUUUCAGUUGUAACAGCACUGCUAAUAUUGGUCAUAUCUAGUAUAUCUGGAUAAUAAAGUCUGGAAGGAAGGCCUGUUCAUUAAUUCUAAGUAUGUACAGACAUGCUGAAGUUGUCCAGAAUGCACACAUCCUCCUUGACUCAAACCUGUGCCUGCCACAGGCUGAGCUGGCCAUAUAAUGUCAAUCUGAGGUCCCUUUGAGUCACAGGAGCAAAGUGCCUCCUAGGAACUGACACUUUCUAGAGAGAACUGUCUCAUCAAUAGUUCGCUGCCUAGAGGCUAUAUAGAGGAACAAGGAAGGGCUGGAUCAGGGAUGGUGCACUGGGGCUCUCCAGAAGUUGUUUGGCUCCUGCUUCUGUCAGUCACAGCCAGUGCAUGGCCAAUGGUAGGAGAUGAUGCAACAUCUGGAGAGCCACAGGUUCUCCAUCCUUGGGCUAAAUAAGGGCAUACCAACAACAAGGGAGGGAAUGUGUCAGCACAUAGCCCACUGAGUGCAGAGGCAGAUGUAAGCAGGAUGUGUGAAUCAACCUGAAGGUAGCUACUUCCCUCUGGGUCCAUAUGCCUCACCUCUCCCGUGAUCAUGUAUCCUGCAUUCAUACUAUUUCAGACUAUGAAAUAUAGUUUAAUUGUAUUUAACACAUAACUAAUCUAGAGUAAGCGAACAUGAAUAGGUGUAUCCCAAACAGUGGAACAUUAGGUACUCUGAAGGGUUGUAAGAAGCAAUGCCCACAGGCGUUUCAUUAACAUUUACCAUUUUGUCCAAAGAGCAGUAGUCAUGUCAUCUAUUGCUCAUGACAUUCCUUCAGACAACCGAGUUUCAAUGAUUAAUCCCUAUUGUUUGGUGAUAGCAAAUGCCAAUGUGCCUCAGGAUAAAACUGGCUUUCUCAAUCAAUCAAACAAUUUAUUGUGUAUAGCCAAAGGCAUUUACAAUGAACAGCAGAGGGCAAAAGCAAGGCUGAAAUCACACUGGCUUUCUGUAGCACAUCUUUAUUAUCCCGAACCGUUGAGGAAAGGCUAAGGAAGCUUUAAUUGAAAAAAAUGAUCAUGCGCUACUUGAGAAUUCCCCAUGGUUCCUGGCUGGUAGCUACUGUAGGCAGAGAAAUGAGUUUGAUAGUAUCUUGGCCCUAGCAAGGCAAUUCUUAUUUCCUGAUUACUGCUGUGGAACUUGUAUAUUCCUCUUGAGCAGAACGUUGGGAAUGUUAUUCAGCCCAGGGGCUACAUUCCCUUCUGAACAACCUUCUGGGCUCCACAGACCAAUGGUGGCUGGGGCCAGAGGCAGUUCAAUAAACAUGAAUGCUAUCUUUGCACAGUAGCCUCAUUUCCACACACACACACACACACACACACACACACACACACAGACACACACACACUUUUCUCCAUCCUGUCGAGCAAGUAGGGUCAUCAGAGUUGAAGGACACUUUCCAGCUAACCCAAAGCACUCAAAGAGCGGUGCUCUGGGGAGAAUCUUGAGGGCUAGAUAAAGCAGACUAGAGGGUCACAUUUGACCCCAGACCUGGGGUUCCCCAUCCCUGGUCUAGAGAUCACUAUGUAGCAAUGAAUAUAGCAGAUAGUCUUUGCACAAUCUAAGCUGUUGUAUCCUAACAUAAUUAGAAAGCUGAGGCCAAUGUACUCUUUUCACAAACCAUUGUGUUUUUUGGGUGGGUGUAUUCCGCAACAGGACACGGGUGGUGCUGUGGGUUAAACCACAGAGCCUAGGACUUGCCGAUCAGAAGGUCGGUGGUUUGAAUCCCCAUGACGGGGUGAGCUCCCAUUGCUUGGUCCCUGCUCCUGCCAACCUAGCAGUUCGAAAGCACGUCAAAGUGCAUGUAGAUAAAUAGGUACCGCUCUGGCAGGAAGGUAAAUGGUGUUUCUGUGCGCUGCUCUGGUUCACCAGAAGCGGCUUAGUCAUGCUGGCCACAUGACCCGGAAGCUGUACGCCGGCUCCCUCGGCCAAUAAAGCGUGAUGAGCGCCGCAACCCCAGAGUCGGUCAUGACUGGACCUAAUGGUCAGGGGUCCCUUUACCUAUUCUGCAACAUGACCUUGAUGUAAUAAUAGUACACUAGGGUGGGUUUAUACUGGGCCAUACACAUGCCGUUCCCAUUUAUCAGUUGUUCCAUUAUGCUUCCCCAAUGUUAUUACAGUACAGUUGUACCUUGGUUUUCUAACAGCUUAGUUCAUGAACAACUUGGAACUUGAAUGCCGCAAACCUGGAAGUAGGUGUUCUGGUUUGCAAACCUUGCCUCGGAAGCCAAACGUCCACCACAGCUUUUAAGGUUUCUGAGGCUUCUGAUUGGCUGCAGGACACCCCUACAGCCAAUUGGAAGCCACACCUUGGUUUCCAAAUGUUUUGGAAGUCAGACGGACUUUCAGAACGCAUUCUGUUCAAAAACCAAGGUACGACUGUAUUGCCAUCUGGAGGGGCACUGUAACACAACAACAAUGGACACCCCCAUCCCCAAAAGGAAUUUUUCUGCUGUGAAAAGCUACUUGUAUGUCAACAGAAAGCUAUGCUACAUGCUAAAAAAUGAAGCAAAACUUUUGCAGGAGGAAACAGCAUUAAAAGCAGAAUCAUACAUGGGCACCCUGAUACCACAUCUCAUCCUCAAUACACAAUGAAAAGGAUGUCUGGAGGGGUCCUUGUUUCCUUUAGAAUCAAAUUCUGAGAACACUGAUUCUCUUGGUCUGUAGCAGAAGCUCCUCGUGCACAGUGGUGAUUGAAUGAUUCCUGUGACAUCGCAAACCCAUAUUCCCAAGAAAGUGUUUCAACUUAAAAAUACAUAUUGUGGUUUGUUUAAAUAAAUAAAAAUCAAAGCAAUGAAAGAACAUUCCAUGAAAUAAACUAGCAGGUGGUACAAUAUUGAUAUAAUAGGAAGGCAGGCUUCUUGCCUGGGGGUGGGGAAUGACAAGACAGAUGGUUGAAUCAGCAUUCAAAAUUGCUCUGAAGUACAGGGAAAAAAUCAUUUUCAUAUUGUGGAAGAAAACUAUAUGGCAACCCCUUUCCCCCCCACCCCUUAAAGGUAUGCUUGUACAUGCCCUUAGAACAGAAGCAGUAUUAUUCUCUAAAUGCCCACAUGAAAUAGUGAUUCCAGCCAAUACAGAUGUCAUGUGGGCGAUCCCGCCCAACUUUUAAAUAGCCAUGGGCUGCUUCAGUUUUGAUCAGAGUUACUGGUGCUGCCAAAGGGGAAUCCAUGACAUUUUCUUGAAUUAAAUCACCCCCUUAGCCAAAACUGCUAUCAGCCCUGCCUGAGGUAGCAGAUAGAGACAAGUACAUGUUUGGUUCCUUCCUGUAAUUCCCCCCCCCCCCCCGGUGUGGCUAAUAACAGCUUCAUAGGAGGGUCCAUUUAGAUUGGAGGGAAAUGGCAUGGAAUCAAUUUGAUUUGAGAGGAGGGCAUCUCUGUGCAUAGUAGGAGAGCCCUUCUUUCAUCUCCGUCUCAUCACAACUGUCCUAUCUUCUUCUGAGGUCAGGGAAAGGACUUUGAAGGACAGUGAUCAUGGCUUCCAGGGAGCUUUGAGACUUGGACACUCCACAAUUGGGCCUUCAGUUUCUGCUCUUAGUUUGUCAGUGGGUUGAAAAAUUUUAUAUUUAAUCUUCCUCCUUCCUCCUGCCUUUUUCUUCUUGUAACAGCAAGAGCGCCUUGGGGAGAUUUGCUUCUCACUCCGAUAUGUUCCCAGCACCAGCAAAUUAACUGUGGUCAUCGUGGAAGCCAAAAAGCUCAAGCGGAUGGAUGCACACGGCCUGUCAGGUAAUGGGAAAGGAUAGCUGGAGCUCACUGUUCAAAGUGAAGGGAUGUGAAAUAGAUAUAGGGGCCCCUCAAACAAAGUCUGGAAGGCUAGGAUCAUCUUUGACCUACUACAACCUGGAGGACACCUUGCCAGCUAUCUUCCCACUGCCCUUGAAAAUAGGAAAGAUGCCUUGAUCAUAAGAGCUGCACACCUAUCUCUUGUGCCAUGACAGAGAAUGUGCUUGUCUGCUGCUGCGGAUAUUCAGAUCACGCUGCUGGAACAAUACUUUAGGGCAAAGAUUUACAUCUUAAGAUAAGGGAACUGUGUCAAAUCCGAGUGAGUCUUAUUUUUUAGAAGCUAGCAAGGAAUUAUCCCUGCCUCCUCCAAAAGAUAUCAGAACAGCAGUUUAGUCUUAAGAUGACCCUUUAAGGAAGGACAGGCUGCAUCCAAGGCUCAACAAGACCAUUCAACACGUUUCACGAGCAAGAGAUUUGAACCUGGGUUCCUACUCCAAACCCAACACUGAGUCCUAGACACUGUACCACUAGCUGCUGGCAAAGCUAAGUGGUGAGCUAGGAGAGGGGUGGGGAACUUGCAUCCCCUCAGAUGUUGCUGGACUACAACUCCCAUCAUCUCUUGCAGCGUUUCUGGGGCUGAUGGGCAUUGGAGUCCAGCAACAUCUGGAGAGCCACAAGUUCCCUGCUCCGGAGUUAGGAUGUGUGAUGAAAGUCCAAAAGAAUGAGACCUUAUUCAGUACAGCCCCCUUAUAUUGUAGUAAUAUAUAUGGUAGAAUCCUUCUUCAGACUGUCAACAGUUUCUGACUUUCCCCUCUCCCUCCUCCAUCCCAGAUCCCUAUGUCAAAGUGCAGCUUAUUCUGAAUAAAAAGAGAUGGAAGAAGAAGAAGACAAGUGUGAAGAAAAACACAUUACAUCCCUACUUCAAUGAGGCAUUUGUUUUUGAAGUGCCCCUCAGCUUGAUCCAGGUAUGUUUCCUCUGUCCAGAGGGCACCAUUUCAUGGCAGACACAUGUUUCUAGGGAAUUAGCAUUAACCUAGACAUCUUUGCUUGUUGCCUCUGCAGAGGAUCUGCUACGAGCACUUCUCUUGUUACACUGAAAUAAGCUUUGAUGGCUACAGCUGUUCUUGCUCUUUCAUAUCUGUUACUGAGCCUCUCCUUCUCUACCAAAGGCUCAUAAUGGUUUGCACAUAGGAAAACUUACACAAAACUUACAAAUAAAAGAAUCUCAACACCAUAUUCAUAUCUAGCCACACAACACUUGCAUUAAUGGUGCAAAGCUGUAGCUCAGUGGUGGAGCAUCUGCUUUGCGUGCAGGCUAGGACAGACCCGUCUGAAACUCUGAGGAGCUGCUGCCCAGUGGCGUAGCGUGGGGGGUGUAGGGGGGGCCGGCCGCACUGGCCGCAACAUCUGGGGGGGGGGCGUUCUCGCACUCGCAGCUCUCUGCCCCCUGCUAAAAUCCACGGGUUAGGGGGCGCAAAUUACUUGCCUUGCCCCGGGUGCUGACAACCCACGCUACGCCACUGCUGCUGCCAACCAGUGUACUGAGCUAGGUGGACCAAGGGCCUGACCAAUGGCAAGACAGCUUUAUAUGAAUUCUGCAGCAUCAUGGGGGCUGCUUUUCCAUGGAUUCAACCCAUGGCAUUGGUGCAAAGUUUAAAGGCCUAACACCAUGGGGACAUGGCCAAUGCACAGGUUCUUACGAUGCACUUGUUUCCUGUUUGGGGUUGGGGCUGACAGUUGGAUGGUAAUGACAGUUGGGUGAUAAUUGGUACUAAUGACGUGAUGGUGGCCUUUAAACAUUUCCCACAGUGCAAAUAGAUAAAUUCCAUGCCACUACUAUAACAUCCAAAGCAGGGGUGCAGUGUUAGAAUUCCUGCUCCAUGAUUGCAGUCAUGGGAUUGUUGUCUAUCACAUGACGGUAUAUGUUUUGACUCCACAGAGUGGGACGUGAUGGAGACAGGAUGGAGACAGUGUUGCUGUGUUCCGUGAAGUGGGACUAUUGUCCUUUGUUCUCUCUCUUUGCUGUCUGAUGCUAGAGAGAGAGGGAGCCAUGUUGCAGUGCUCCAUGUGUGUUUAAAUAAAGUAGAUUAGCCAAAAUGCUGAGUUGCUGAGGUCUGUUACACAAGCUGCAAAGACUCUGCAGAUCCCUAAGUGUGCCGAUGUCUGUUGGCAUUGGUCGCUGUGAUGUUCGAGCAGAAGAAAGCUUAUGGAGCUCCCGAAUGAUCAACUAGGAGGGAGAGAACAUGCCAGUCGGGCAUGUGUCUCUGCCAGGGUCCUACUCAAGAGUAGGAUGAGCUCCUGACAUGGGGAACCUGCGGCCCUCCGGAUGUUGCUGGACUACAACUCCCACCGUCCCUCUGGCCAUACUGGCUGGAGUUGAUGGGCAUAAGAGGGCUACAGGUUCCUGAUCCCUGAUCUAGAGAGCAUAACAGUACAGAGGCAACCUUAUGGGAAGAGGAGAAUAUGUGGUACAUUGUGUCUGCAAUGUGAUAAAGCUCUCCCCACUCAUUGUUAAAACUACUUUAAUGUACCUGGAGGUCCACACUGGGCGUAUGCUUCCUGAAAAGAAUACAUAUUCCUCAAAGCUUCCAUACUGCCCCCUGCUUCUUUCUAUCCUCUCAUCUCAUUGCUUUGUGUCUUCUUCCCAGAAUGUGGACCUGGUGAUUUCUGUCUGGGAUCGUGACAAAGUGUCCAAAGAUGACCAGAUUGGGAAGCUGUUUCUCAGCUGCCGAGCAACAGGCAACCAGCUACGUCACUGGUCGGAUAUGCUGGCCAACCCUCGCAGGCCUGUGGCACAGUGGCACAGCUUGCAGCCUGCGGAAGACGUUGACAAAACCCUGGGACUGAAGACUCGCUUCAAGCUGCCACUACCGAACAGCUAAGAACAAAACAAACCUCUCCACUGGAGAAGAUAACCCCAAUGCGCUUGGCUAGUAGGAAAAGUUUGCAAAGGAGCAGCUGGUAGCAGAAAUCACAGUGUAGCAUCAUGAUCACUUAGUCAAAAGUGUUCUGAAGGAGAAUAUUGAUCACUCUUUGCUUGAACUUAGACUCUAAAGGAUAUUUAUCUUGGAUGAGUGGGAAUCCAAAUGUGUGUAUGUGUCUACAACCCAUCACCAUGGAAUCCAGAAGUCACUGUUUCAUCAUGACGAAGAGACGCACACAAGAUUCACAAGGCUGUACUAGCUUGAAUUUAAAGAGGUGCUACUAACAGGAUGUGCGGAAGGCCAUGUGUGGACAUGUGUGGAGCAGGAAUUUCCACCGGGCCUAUAAACAUAUUUGCAAUCAAUGCUCAUUGCCCAUGUUAACAAUCUUAAAAUUGAGGGAACACACCCACACAUGCCCACACAUGCGCAUAUAUAUAUAUAUAUAUAUACACAUAUAAAUAUAUAUAUAUACACAUACAGUGGUACCUCGGGUUACAUAUACUUCAGGUUACAUACGCUUCAGGUUACAGACUCCGCCAACCCAGGUUACAGACUCUGCCAACCUCGGGUUAAGAACUUUGCUUCAGGAUGAGAACAGAAAUCGUGCUCCGGCGGCGUGGCAGCAGCAGGGGGCCCCAUUAGCUAAAGUGGUGCUUCAGGUUAAGAACAGUUUCAAAUAAGAACAGACCUCCAGAACGAAUUAAGUUAUUAACCCGAGGUACCACUGUAUAUAUAUAUAGCUACUAACAAACAGCUUGCUAAAUAAAAAGAGACAGGUUAAAUCGAAGGAAUCAAAUAAUUUCUCCUUUCAACAUUGCUGCUAGGUAUUUUAGACAGGUUUUUCAGAGGACAUAAGAGCCUGCUGGAUCAGGCCAAUGGCCCAUCUAGUCCAGCAUCCUGUUCUCACAGUGGCCAACCACAUGCUUAAGGGAAACCCACAAGAAAGUCCCAAGCACAAGAGCACUCUUCCUUCCCUGUGGUUUCCAGCAACUGGUAUCCAGAGGCAUUAUUGCCUCUGCCUGUGGAGGCAGAGCAUAGCCAUUAUGGUUAGUAGUCACUGAUAGCCCUCGCCUCCACGAUUUGUCUAAUCCUCUUUUAAAACCAUCCAAGUUGGUGGUCAUCACUGCCUCCUGUGGGAGAGAGUUCACAGUUUAAUGAUGAGCUGCAUGGAGUUCUUUUUCUGUAAUAAUCAGGUUAUGUGUGCCUGCUCCUUAGAGUAUACCAAGAAAAAAGCACACCAAGAACUCUGGCCAAUAUAAGUUUCAAUAGUGGGAGUGGUCCCUACUCGCAAAUCAAAAGUAAAUUGUAACAAAAACUAAUUGACUAUUGAUUUACAAUUGACUAUUGAUUUGCGAGUUAUGGGGAUCUGAAACAAGAUCUGUGUGUGAAUUCUCAGCAACAAAAGCAAGCAAGCAAGCAAGCAAGCAAGCAAGCAGGCAAGCAGGGAGGGACAAAUAAAUCUUUAUGGUUUCAAUUUAUUAUGUUUGGGGCCAAUAAAGAAUAAACAUGCUCAGUGUGACACAAAGGAGCAUGCUAUAUCAUUAUUUUGUUCCAGCUGGGUACAUUUGCCGCUUACGUUGCCAGAGACAUGUAUGGAUUGCAAUUGCCACCUGCCACUACUAUCAAGUGUGUCAAUAAAUGCUGCAAUAACUAGGAGAAGAUCUUGAUUCCUCCUGCUACUAACCUCUUUGUAAGUCAAGUGUAGCUCAGCAUUAUGCCACUCUAUCUUGUUCCUACCCCUGGUACUACUUCUUUGCUAUCCCUGCAGGGUUUAUUGUCCACAAAUGGAUUUGUGAGAUGAUAUUAAAAACAGGUUCUUCCUCUUA